GCGCGUGGCAUGCUGGGAUUUGUAGUCCUCUUGAGGCUCGGACGCCCCCUCGGAUGAAUGGGGCCGGGACUGACGGCGAACUACAGCUCCUCGGCUUCGAGUGUCGGGCGGUGUCCCGGGAGGAGAGUGAGGACCGCGGCGGACCCCGCGGAGAGGGGCGCUCGGGACGGCGGCGAUGUGCGGCGCUGGCUGGCCGGGGGUAGCGGUUUGAUCUAGACGGGCGCUUCCCCUGCGCGCUCGCUCCCCGGGGCCUGCACCGGCCAUGCGCCCGGCCUUCGCGGUGGGCCUGGUGUUCGCGGGCUGCUGCAGCAACGUGGUCUUCCUGGAGCUGCUGGUCCGGAAGCAUCCAGGAUGUGGGAACAUCGUGACAUUUGCACAAUUCUUAUUUAUUGCUAUAGAAGGGUUCUUCUUUGAAGCUGAUUUGGGAAGGAAGCCUCCAGCUAUCCCAAUAAGGUACUAUGCCAUCAUGGUGACCAUGUUCUUCACUGUCAGUGUGGUGAACAACUAUGCCCUCAACCUCAACAUCGCCAUGCCCCUGCAUAUGAUAUUCCGAUCCGGUUCUCUAAUUGCUAGCAUGAUUCUGGGAAUUAUCAUUUUGAAGAAAAGAUACAGCAUUUUCAGAUAUACCUCCAUUGCAUUGGUGUCCACAGGGAUAUUUAUUUGCACCUUCAUGUCAGCAAAACAGGUGACUUCCCAGUCCACCUUGAGUGAGAACGAUGGAUUCCGGGCAUUUGCAUGGUGGUUACUAGGUAUUGGAGCACUGACGUUUGCUCUGCUGAUGUCAGCCAGGAUGGGUAUAUUCCAAGAAACACUAUACAAACAAUUUGGGAAACACUCCAAGGAGGCUUUAUUUUACAAUCACGCCCUUCCACUUCCUGGUUUUAUUUUCUUGGCUUCUGAUAUUUACGACCAUGCAGUUCUGUUCAACAAGUCUGAAUUAUAUCAAGUUCCAGUCAUCAGUGUGACAAUGCCUGUCAUGUGGUUCUACCUCCUCAUGAAUGUCAUCACUCAGUACGUGUGCAUCCGGGGCGUGUUCAUCCUCACAACAGAGUGCGCCUCCCUCACCGUCACGCUCGUUGUAACUCUACGCAAGUUUGUGAGCCUCCUGGUUUCCAUCUGGUACUUCCAGAACCCCUUCACGCGGUGGCACUGGCUGGGCACCUCGUUUGUCUUCUGUGGGACCUUACUGUACACAGAAGUGUGGAACAACCUAGGGACUACAAAAAGUCAGCCACAGAAGGAUGGCAAGAAGGACUGAGGUCCGCCUGCAAGAUGGAGCAGUGUUGCGUGGGGGAGGCCUGCUGGUGGUCUGGCCACCGCGUCACUUGGGUUAAGUGGAAUGACUGCCAGUACUGAAGCAACGUGCUCCAGGGGAAUUCAGAAGUAGAAGGCACAGCCGUG
Molecule: messenger RNA, 1401 nt
Organism: Dipodomys spectabilis (banner-tailed kangaroo rat)
Lineage: Eukaryota; Metazoa; Chordata; Mammalia; Rodentia; Heteromyidae
Gene: Slc35b4
Product: solute carrier family 35 member B4
Exons: 10
Coding region: 263-1258 (331 amino acids)
Biological process (GO): transmembrane transport
Cellular component (GO): Golgi membrane; endoplasmic reticulum membrane
Molecular function (GO): UDP-xylose transmembrane transporter activity; UDP-N-acetylglucosamine transmembrane transporter activity
Source: RefSeq, a predicted model, not a curated record